This is a messenger RNA of Orbicella faveolata, 1159 nucleotides long. RefSeq lists its product as uncharacterized. Gene Ontology annotation, biological process: regulation of apoptotic process. The record is from RefSeq and is a predicted model, not a curated record. Gene Ontology annotation, molecular function: protein binding. Lineage: Eukaryota; Metazoa; Cnidaria; Anthozoa; Scleractinia; Merulinidae.
UUUGAACAAUACGGCGCAAAGGAAGCGUGAUUGUCCUACUGGUGGCAUGGAAAAAGAAGUUAUUAGAGCGGACCUCACACGCGCCUUUCCAUGGAACCUGGAUUCUAGAACUCCAAACAUUCGGAAGCAUGUGCAGAAUUGCAAUACAGAUGGCAGGGAAAAAGAAAAAGCGAUUGAAGCGCUCGAUGAGGAUAAUUCCGAACUGGAGAGUAAAUGUACCGAUCGAUGGAAGCUGGAUUCUAGAACUUUAAACAGCCAGGAGCAAGAAGAAAACGUGAUUGAAAGCUCAAUGAGCAGUGAGCUCAGUGAACUUAGUGUGCGAAGUGACGAUGAUGCUGGUGACAUGAGCCUUGAUCAGCUGGAGCACAAACACCAGGAAGUGUUUGAUUGGGUGUGUCUCAAGCUUGACAAUGGAAGACGGUGGUUCAGGCGAGACUACGAACGGCUUGCUUGCAAAUACAAGAAGAUUACACCGGAACAACGCUUGGACUUACAUGAUGAGCUCCAAAACGAAGGAAAUCCUUCCAAACUGUUAAUGAGCCUGCUCCAGACAAAAUACCGAUUCCUUCCCCUGAGUCAAUUUGUUAAGACAUUGAAAGAAAUUGGACGGAAAGACAUCGCUCAGAAACUAACGCCAUAUGUAACGCACAACACCAGUAACUAACUUGUUCAUUAAACCGUGAGCUCCAUGUUGCGAAGACAAAAGAGUAAACGAGUCUAUUGACAAUGGAAAAUGGCAGUACAUGCAGCAUAAUCCAGCAAAGCCACCUGAAGCAUCUCAAACGCGUAAGGGAUUCAAUUAAGGAGGCUCGAAAGGGUUCUUUGACCGCGCGAAGAACAGUUCCCAAUGUACACGCAAGCAAAUUACCCGCGAGAAAAUCGCGCAAUAUCGCGCGCGAUAGCAUGCGUGUGCGAGUUGUAAACAAACAUGGCCGCCUCGAGCAACUUAAAAAUGCCGGGUCCCUUUUCUGUUUUCGAUGAAAGUGUUGUUUAUAGAAGAAAAAAUGGGAAAUUUCCAUCUCAGAAACAGUCAGAAAAGAGCUCAAGUGGCACAAAGCUGGCCGAAAAGAAACAAGGCGUAUGUAUAAUACAUACAUGAAUAUUUUCAUCAGCUCAAGUUAACAAUUCAAGUUACUGACAGGAAUAAGCUGGGUUUAUG